Messenger RNA from Cheilinus undulatus (humphead wrasse), 5106 nucleotides. RefSeq names its product ATPase phospholipid transporting 8B1 (gene atp8b1). Gene Ontology annotation, molecular function: magnesium ion binding; ATP hydrolysis activity; ATP binding. Gene Ontology annotation, biological process: phospholipid translocation; Golgi organization. Gene Ontology annotation, cellular component: plasma membrane. Bases 156 to 3911 code for a protein of 1251 amino acids. NCBI's taxonomy places the organism in Eukaryota, Metazoa, Chordata, Actinopteri, Labriformes, Labridae. The record is from RefSeq and is a predicted model, not a curated record. The transcript is spliced from 30 exons.
CCGAGGAGUCGCAGACGAGCCGCAGAGUGGAGUAGGUAAAGCAGGAAGAGGAGGAAAACAUGGAGCGGUGACAAAACGAGAAAACACCGAGCAAAGACAGGAUUCACCUUUUUAAAAUCACACUGCGAAGGAAAAAGAAUACUUGAGGCGCCAAGAUGAGUCGGCGCCGCGCAGACUCCCAGGGGUCCCUGGGGCCUGACGAUGAGGUCAUGCCGUACAGUGACGAUGAGACGGAUGACGAAUUGGAUGCAAGCUCGGAGGAGGAACCGGAGCCCCCAGCAGGCCCACCAGGAGCGCCACAUCCUCCAGUGGAGGCUAGACCCAGUGAGAUGGGCUGGAAGGUAAAAGCCAACGACCGGCCGUACCACCACCUGCCGGAGUUUCAGAAAAAAGUCUUCCUGUGCUUCAAGAAGAGCAGAUACUCUGGAAAUGCCAUCAAGACGUACAAGUACAACGUCAUCACCUUCCUCCCUCUGAAUCUGUACGAGCAGUUAAAGAGAGCUGCCAACCUGUACUUCCUGGCGCUGUUAAUCUUACAGGUUAUCCCAGACAUUAGCACUCUGCCGUGGUACACCACUCUGAUUCCUCUGGUCGUGGUGCUUGGAGUCACUGCCAUCAAAGAUCUGGUGGACGACCUGGCCCGGCACAGGAUGGAUAAAGAGAUCAACAACAGGAAGUGUGAGGUCCUGCUGGAUGGCAGGUUUCAAGAGUCAAAGUGGAGACACAUUGAGGUCGGAGAUGUGGUCCGCCUAAAGAAGAACGACUUUAUCCCGGCUGACAUCCUGCUGUUAUCCAGCUCAGAACCGAACAGUCUGUGUUACGUAGAAACAGCUGAGCUUGAUGGAGAGACCAACCUAAAGUUUAAGAUGGGGCUUCGGGUGACCGAUGAGAGGCUGCAGCAUGAGCGUCAGCUCGCUGAUUUUGAUGCGCUGAUCGAGUGCGAGGAGCCCAACAAUCGCCUGGAUAAAUUCACAGGGACAAUGCUGUGGCAGAGAGAGCGUUACCCUCUGGACCUGGACAACAUGCUGCUCCGAGGCUGCAAGAUCAGAAAUACAGAGUAUUGUCAUGGACUCGUCAUCUUUGCAGGAGCUGACACCAAAAUCAUGAGGAACGGUGGAAAGACGAGGUUCAAGAGGACAAAGAUUGACGAGCUGAUGAACUACAUGGUUUACACGAUCUUCGUGCUGCUCAUCUUGGUCGCUGCUGGCCUUGCCAUCGGUCACACCUUCUGGUAUGAAGAGAUUGGCUCAAAGGCCUGGUAUCUGUACGACGGGAAAAACCAUGAUGCCUCCUGGAGAGGUUUCCUAAGUUUCUGGGGAUACAUAAUUGUCCUCAACACCAUGGUGCCCAUUUCACUCUACGUCAGCGUGGAAGUGAUCCGUCUAGGCCAGAGCAAAUUCAUCAACUGGGACCUUCAGAUGUAUCAUGCAGAGAAAGACACACCAGCUAAGGCUCGAACCACAACGCUUAAUGAGCAGCUGGGUCAGAUCGAGUACAUCUUCUCUGAUAAGACGGGAACGCUCACACAGAACAUCAUGCAGUUCAAGAAGUGCACCAUUGCUGGACGCACCUAUGGUGAACCAACCACUGCUGAGGGAGUGACUCUGGACAGAGGAAGGCCGGUGGACUGGAGCUGGAACCGCUAUGCUGACAAAAGGUUCCAGUUUGUGGAUCACUCCCUGGUUUCCUGUGUUCGAUCUAAGAAAGAUAAAGAUGCUUCAGAGUUCUUCAAGCUGCUUUCUCUGUGCCACACCGUCAUGGUGGAGAACAAAGAUGGUGAGCUGGUGUACCAGGCGGCGUCUCCUGAUGAGGGCGCUCUGGUGACAGCAGCGAGGAACUUCGGCUACGUGUUUCUGUCUCGAACUCAGGAUACAAUCACCAUCAAAGAGAUGGACCAGGAGAUGACCUACGAGAUGUUGGCGCUGCUUGACUUCAACUCGGACCGCAAACGCAUGUCCAUCAUCUUGAGGGCUCCUGAUGGUCGUGUCCGUCUGUUCUGCAAAGGAGCCGACACCGUCAUCUAUGAGCGACUCUCCCCUGACUGCAGACACAAAGAAACUACACAGGCAGCUCUAGAUAUCUUUGCCAACGAGACACUGAGGACGCUGUGCUUGUGCUACAGAGACAUCAGCGCGGCAGAGUAUGAAGAUUGGUCGAGGAAACACAAAGACGCACAGGUCAGCUUGUCUAACCGAGAGGACGCACUCGACCGUGUGUACGAGCAGAUUGAGAACAACCUGAUGCUGAUUGGAGCGACUGCCAUUGAGGACAAACUGCAAGACGGGGUACCAGAGACCAUUGCCAAACUGGCCAAAGCGGACAUCAAGAUCUGGGUCCUGACUGGAGAUAAGAAAGAAACAGCAGAAAACAUCGGGUUUUCUUGUUCCCUUUUGACAGACGACAUGCAGAUUCAUUAUGGAGAGGAUGUCAAUGAGAAGCUGAGGAUUCGUCAGGCCAACAGGAGAAACAACCCUCAAACUGUCCGUCGAGGGAAAAAGAGACCUUCUGAGCCGUUCUUCCCUAUGCCCGGCAAAAAUGCUCUCAUUAUCACCGGAGGAUGGCUGAAUGAGAUUCUGUAUGAAAAGAAGAAGAAACGCCGUCGCCUACGUCUUCGUCGUCUUGGAAAGCGUCCACCACCCGCCACUCCUCAGGAUGGACAGCCGAUGGAUGACUGGGAAAAGGAGAUGAGACAGAUUGACUUUGUGGACAUGGCCUGUGAGUGCGAGGCGGUCAUCUGCUGUCGUGUUACACCCAAACAGAAGGCUAAUGUGGUGAGCCUGGUAAAGAAGUACAAGAAGGCUGUGACGCUGUCCAUCGGAGACGGAGCCAACGACGUCAACAUGAUCAAGACUGCAGACAUUGGUGUUGGGAUCAGCGGUCAGGAGGGGAUGCAGGCCGUUAUGUCCAGUGACUAUGCCUUCGCUCAGUUCCGUUACCUGCAGCGCCUCCUGCUGGUGCAUGGACGCUGGUCCUAUAUCCGGAUGUGCAAGUUUCUACGUUUUUUCUUCUUCAAGAACUUUGCCUUCACAUUGGUCCACUUCUGGUACUCCUUUUUCAGCGGAUACUCCUCACAGGUUGCCUAUGAAGACUGGUUCAUCACCCUCUACAAUCUCUGUUACAGCAGUUUACCUGUUCUACUAGUCGGACUUCUAGAUCAGGAUGUGAACGACAAACUGAGCCUGAAAUUCCCAAAGCUCUACCUGCCCGGCCAGCAGGGGGCGUUGUUCAACUACAAGAACUUUUUCAUCAGUUUGUUCCAUGGCAUCUUCGUCUCGCUCAUCAUCUUCUUCAUCCCCUAUGGAGCCUUCCUGCAGACCAUGGGGCAGGACGGAGAAGCCCCCUCUGACUACCAGUCCUUCGCUGUCGUCACAGCCUCAUCGCUCAUUUUCACCGUCAACCUGCAGAUUUCUCUGGACACUUCCUACUGGACAUUUGUGAACUGUUUUGCCGUUCUGGGCAGUAUAGCGAUCUACUUUGGCAUCAUGUUUGACAUCCACAGUGCUGGGAUCCACGUCAUCUUCCCUGCAUUUUUCACAUUCACUGGUGCGGCGUCAAACGCUCUACGUCAGCCCUACCUGUGGUUAACCAUCAUCCUGACUGUGGGAAUCAGCCUGCUGCCCGUCAUCUGCAUUCAGUUCCUCCAUAAAACCAUCUGGCCCUCUGUAGGAGACAAGGUUCAAAGAAACAGAAAGAGGUACGAGAUGGAGAUGGAAGAGGAGGAGAGGAAGAAAAAGCCGCCAGCCUUCGAGCGUGGCCGUCGUUCACGUCGCUCUGCCUACGCCUUCUCUCACUCCCGAGGCUAUGCCGACCUCAUUGCUUCAGGGCGGAGCAUACGACGGCGCCCGCAGGCUCGUGGAGGACCACAGGACAGCAUCAGAGAGGCCCCCCAGAGAGAGGCUGAGAACAUCUAAAGGUGGCUGAGCGGGUGAGACAGAGCAACACACGGAGGUGUAAAUAUUCAGGAACGAUGAAGGAACUUGUGGUUUCUCCUCGUCUUGGACAGCAAAGGGAGCACUGCUGAAUGUGUUUUUGCUCCAGUCUGUGAUCCCAACUCCUCCUUACACAGACUUGUGUAAAUGAAAAAGCUCACCGAAGAGAUUACCUCCGUUAGCGGGGUUAGAGGUCAUGCAGUGAAUGUGUGACUGACUAUGUUGUUUAACUCAGGAUCUUUUAAAAUAAAAGCCUUACUUUUAGUCCCUGCCCAACACUUCUGCGUCUGGAAUUGGAGCCGCAAGGUUUAAAUUUUUUGACAGUUUUAGCCUUAAGUCUGCAGAGCACUUUAAGUGUUAAAAAUAUACCAGUUGAUUUUUUCCGUUUCAUACAUUAACAGCUAUUUGUUUAGUUCCCAUCUCUUGAAAUCCACACAUAUUCCUAAAGGUACAGUCAACUUAAGAUGUACAAAUUCUCUUUUAAACAUUUUAUUUUUCAUGUUGCUGUACGAAGCUAUGAAAGGUGGCUGGAUGUGAUGAAAUGUCUUAAUUUAAAAGUUGUGAAUAGUCUUUUUUUUCCUCUGUCCUUACAGAUGGGUGUUGUAGUCUCAUACUUUAGACUACAAAUUUGUGUCCCACUUCAGAUCCUUAAACACCUCUUGAGAAGCUAGUUGCUAACAAUAAUUGUUCUAUACCUCAGUUUCUUCAUGUCCCUGAACUGAUGUAAAGAAACAUAAAUGGGACAAAACUUUGUCUUCCUUCAGCUGUGAUUUAUUUUUGAUAACAAAUGCAAAUUCUUCUCCUGGAAAAGAAUCAACAAGGACAACUCAGUUUGUCCUUAUUUAAGUGUCUUAGUUGGUUAUUUUCCUCUUUCUUAAUUGAUACUUCUUAGAAGUUGACUCACAUGUCUUUAAUAGUUAAUAAAACAAUAUCAUUGAGAUUUUCUGCAUGCACAUGUCAAUGAUAGUUUACAGCAAAUCCAAAGAUGUGUAUUUUUCCAGUCCUAUAAUCAGAGAAAAGCCAAACCUGACUGUUACUCUAUCCGUUGGAUGCUAGUGUUACUGUAUGCAGAUGAUGCCUUUUUAUUUCUGAGUGAGUGGAGCCUGUUAAUAGAUUCAGUGACAUAUGGUUUCCUGUCUUAUGAUGGUGUUUUAUCUUGUGAUUGUUAAUAAAAGCC